Phytophthora nicotianae INRA-310 is the source of this 501-nucleotide messenger RNA. RefSeq names its product peptidyl-prolyl cis-trans isomerase-like 1. The record is from RefSeq and is a predicted model, not a curated record. Gene Ontology annotation, biological process: protein peptidyl-prolyl isomerization; protein folding. Gene Ontology annotation, cellular component: catalytic step 2 spliceosome. The transcript has 6 exons. Gene Ontology annotation, molecular function: peptidyl-prolyl cis-trans isomerase activity. Bases 1 to 501 code for a protein of 166 amino acids. Lineage: Eukaryota; Oomycota; Peronosporomycetes; Peronosporales; Peronosporaceae.
AUGGCUGCACCAGCGACGUCCACGCCCCCGACGCACGUCGUCUUCGAGACGACCGUGGGUGAGUUCACUAUGGAGCUGUACACGGAACAUGCGCCCCGGACGUGCUGGAACAUCGCAGAGCUGGCGCGUCGUGGCUACUACAACAACACUAUCUUCCACCGCAUCAUUAAGGACUUCAUGAUCCAGGGCGGAGACCCCACGGGCACAGGGAGAGGAGGAGAGUCCAUUUACGGAGCAAAAUUUGAUGAUGAGAUCACCAAGGAGCUCAAGCACACGGGAGCUGGAGUGCUGUCAAUGGCGAACUCGGGACCCAACACCAAUGGGAGCCAAUUCUUCAUUACAUUGGCACCGACACCGUGGCUGGAUGGUAAGCACACGGUGUUUGGUCGGAUCUCCUCGGGAAUGAAGGUGAUUCAGCGCAUGGGCAUGGUACCGACGGGUGCUAAUGACAGACCUCGUGAGGAGAUCCACAUCAAACGUGCCUACCCAAUUUCACAAUAG